Medioppia subpectinata is the source of this 459-nucleotide messenger RNA. NCBI's taxonomy places the organism in Eukaryota, Metazoa, Arthropoda, Arachnida, Sarcoptiformes, Oppiidae. The record is from the annotation of a GenBank genome assembly.
AUUGUUUACAACAAAACAUGUGAUACUUAUAAACAACUGUUCAGACAAUGAAUGUCUUCACACAUUAGGUCUAAACCGCCGAUGAAUGCCAUGUCUUUGACGGACAGCACAGGCAGUGAUGGACUCGAGUCGGUGGCCAUCCAUGUGUUGCAUGUGUUGACCACAAGUGGUCUCCUCAUCAGUGAAGACAUUACUCUCUGCCAGACAUUAAUUGAUUCACAAUUGGAUUCAGACAUCACUUCUUCGCCACAAAACUCGUUGACUUUCAACACAAAUAAGACAGUAUUGGCUGUCAUCCCAUUGGCCGGCGCUCUGGUCUGGUUUGAGUCCACACUUGAGUCCACUUAUAGACCAGUGUUUGUAUCACUCGUUGGCAUCACUUCUUGGAAAUUAUUGUCACUUUUAUACCACUAUUUAUACAAAACUUAUUCUUUGAAGCGAUUUAUGACUAAAACACAG